AUGAAUCCAGUGGACGACCAGGCUUUGCUCCCAUCGGAGCUUCGAUUCGGCGCCUUCCCGAGCGUGCAAGUGCUGCAGACACCUCCCAUCAAUGGAUUAAUGCAGCCUGCGUUCUUUGACCACUUUGAGUCUGCGCUAGGCCACCCGCAGCUGCUGCGCUCGAUGCUGCAGCCGCAAUCGCAGCUCCCAGCAAUGCCCACUUCCAACAACGAGUUCCUGCGCCAGCCGCAUAUGCAACAGCAGCGACAGCAGCCCCAGGUCGCACCGAGAGCAACGCCACUGCAACAGAGCCACCACGAUGUCAUCCCUUGGCUUGGGAUUGAGUCGCACUGGCAGUUGCCGCUUGCGGCGGGGCAGAGUGGCGCAGCUGGCUUUGGCUCGGCUGCGAGUGCGCCUCCGUCGCUGCACGCUGUCACUCCAAUCGCCAGUGCUGCUGCUGUGACUCUUCCGUCUGCGUCUGCUGCGUCUGGUGGCUCCGGACCUACUUCUGCAAACGGACUGCCUUCGCUGGCGUUGAGUGCCGCUGCGGAUCCUUUCAUUCCGGGAUUCAAUUUCCAUCAGCUCGCUGGCAACGGAGCGAGACCCAUUCCCGAGUCCGUCAUGCUCGCUGCAGCCAUGUCACGCACUUCUACAGCGUCGGCCGGCAAGCCAGCUCCAGUACGUACACUCCCGUCAUCGCCCAUUCGGGCGGGGGUUGCCGCUGCACCUAUUGUUGGGGUUCUUGGCUCGCAGUCCAUGCUGGCUGACCAGGGUCUUCCGCCAAGUUCAUCUCUUUACAUGGCACAGCAAUCAUCCUCAUCAUCGUCGUCGUCGUCGUCAGCAUCAUCGUCGUCAUCGUCAGCUUCAUCAUCGAUGACGUUUUCUACCAUGACCAUGGGUGGCUUGAUAAUGUCACCGACCAAACAGCAUUACGCACAAAACACCGUUGUUUCGGACACGCAGAGCUUUGCUGGGCAGGAUGCGGCUGCAAGUGAGGUGGACUCUUCUCCACCGCGUGCUGAUAAAUCCAGCAAUGUCUUGUACAAGACAGAGCUAUGCCAUUCGUUCCAGAGCACCAAUUAUUGCAAGUACAAGGACAAGUGCCAGUUUGCGCACGGCGCGCACGAGCUCCGAAAUGUGCUGCGCCAUCCCAAGUACAAGACCAACUUGUGCCGAUCAUUCCAGGCAAUCGGUUCCUGCCCUUAUGGCCACAGGUGUCAUUUCGUGCACGAAGCCCCCAGCAAAACGGCCGAUGAAUCCUUCGGCAAUUCCGAUGCCCAGUUUGAACAGUAUUCGUCCUUUACAGGCUCUUUACUAUUCGAUCCUUGGGCAGUUUAA
Capsaspora owczarzaki ATCC 30864 is the source of this 1317-nucleotide messenger RNA. RefSeq lists its product as hypothetical. Gene Ontology annotation, molecular function: mRNA binding; metal ion binding. Lineage: Eukaryota; Filasterea; Ministeriida; Capsasporidae. The coding region runs from base 1 to 1317 and encodes 438 amino acids. The transcript has a single exon. The record is from RefSeq and is a predicted model, not a curated record.